Molecule: messenger RNA, 1823 nt
Organism: Vanessa atalanta (red admiral)
Lineage: Eukaryota; Metazoa; Arthropoda; Insecta; Lepidoptera; Nymphalidae
Exons: 2
Coding region: 190-726 (178 amino acids)
Biological process (GO): regulation of cell cycle
Cellular component (GO): nucleus
Molecular function (GO): cyclin-dependent protein serine/threonine kinase inhibitor activity
Source: RefSeq, a predicted model, not a curated record
GGCAAGCGCGCGCGCACGCCACCGUGUUUUAGGUUAGAAUUGGCGCGGUUUCGCUGGCCAGGUGCACUCGCCGCCCCCGCUCGCACGCCGCGCUCCGUCUCUGUCUCGCUACCUGACAGCUGUUUUCUCUCGGGAGAUUAUUAGUCAGAUGUUUCUGUGAACCAGUCGGUGCUCACCUGACGCGAUACUAUGGCAGCGGGCGGACGUACACCCAAGCAACGGAGGUUCGAGAUAGCUUCUAGUAUGGCUCUUAGAACCGCAAAUACUCCUAGAAGGAGACGGGGUAGCUGCAAGUGUUUAUUUGGAGCCCCGGAUAGAGACGAAACAAGGCGUCUCAUGGCGGAACAGUACGCUAGAGAUAGAAAAAGAUUCAUCCGAAGAUUCAACUUUGACGUCGAAACAGAAUGCUCUUAUAAGGGGAGUAAAUUGGAUUCGCCUGUUAAGUUUUGUGACGGAGAUAAGGAAAAUGGAAGUCCUAGGACGGGAGCAGAGGCAUUAGCGUGUGUUGAAAACACUGAUCUCCGGAUGCUAGGGUCUCCUUCAAGACGCAGUGCUGGAAGCUCGCCAAGAACCCCGUCGAAGACUCCUAGAACUCCGAAGACUCCUCGUGCAUCAAGGACUCCGAGGACCCCGCGUACUCCAGCGUCUAGGAGACAAUUGCAAAUGACAGAUUACUGGACGUUAAGAAAACAUUCGGAUUCAGCGUCGAGUGACAAAGAAAAUUAAUUUAAAUUAAGAUAAAAAAUAUUGAUAUAUGACAUAUCAUGUUCUAAAUUAUUAGAGAGAACCAAUUUAUUAAAUAUUUAAUAUAAUAAGCUUAGUGUAGGUCUUUAUUGAUUUCAUACAAAAUGCAUUAAUACACAUUAAGUAGCUUGGCGUUUCUGUUAAAUAUAAGUAAUAAAAUAAAUAAUGAAUGUAUUUAAAAAGAUUUUGUAAUAAUUUUGAGGAAAUAACAUAUGAGUUAUAAUGCUUAAAAUAGUUUUUAUUGCAAAAAUAUUAGGCAUAAAAUUAAAAAAACAGAAGAUUUACAUUUGUAGUUAGAGGCUAACAAUGUAAUAAUUUGGAAUAUGGAAAAUUUUAAAGUAAAAUUUUUAUUUAAUUAUAAUAAUGUUAUGAAUUUACAUUAACAAAAAUAUGCAAGAUUUAUGAUAAAGUCCAUUAGAACUAGAAAAAUAAUUAAGUUCCCUUUAUGUAGAAUCUAGUCUGUGAUCUCUGCAAUAAUAUUUUUUUAACUUUGCGUAAAACUUGAAUAGGUAUAAGAUAUCAUAAACCUAUGAAAACAUAUUAAAGCUUCCUAAUAAUUUCUUAGCUGUAAGUUAGUUUAUGUGUAAGUUCUUUUUUAUAUAAUAAAUCAAUUGGCACAGAUAAAAUAAUUUAUAUUAUCUGUGGUCACAACUUCAUGUAAUAAAUUCGAAUGAAAUUGAAUUUCCGUUUCUUUUCUUUGUUAUUAUAAUUAACACUUAAUAUAUUUUAUCAAUAUAAUACAUAAUAUGAAAUAAUCCACCGUUAUCAUGCCUUAGGCAAUACGAACCACCGAAUAUUUAAUCUUAAAUAUAAAAGUGGCACUUAGCAAAUCUUGUCUUGUGCAGGGUUACCAUAUGAGGAAGUUAUAAUUGAAAUAUAAGAAAAUUAGAACGAUUUCAUCCCGAGGUUUUUAAUUUUUGUGGCCUGUGCUCUCAGUUUAAUAAUGAAUUAUAUUAAAAUAACCCAAUGUAUGAGGCCAAAUCUUAAUUGAAUUAGGUGAAAUUAAUAAAAUUUUAUAAGUAAAAACUAAAUGUUGUAAUACGCUUUUUACGAAUAAUAAAUCAUUUUAAUAAUUAUUA